This is a messenger RNA of Aureobasidium vineae, 405 nucleotides long. Lineage: Eukaryota; Fungi; Ascomycota; Dothideomycetes; Dothideales; Saccotheciaceae. The record is from the annotation of a GenBank genome assembly.
AUGUCAGUGGAUGCAGUGUUUACUGCUCAUGUCAUUCUCAUGGUUCAAGGAAUGCCUUUGACCACAGCUGGCGAGCAAGUGUUUGUCAAACGCGCGGGCGUAGACUCUUUUGUUGCGUUUGCGUGCGAAGGGGAAAAGAGGCAGCAAGUACUGGUGUCGUUUGAGAGUAAGUUGGAAGGGCUGGCUCAGGUGUUCAAGAGAGAUGAGAGUGGACCAUUUGUGCUUGGUGCAAAGGCUAGCUACGCGGAUCUGAUUGUUGGGGCAUGGUUACGGAUGGCCAACACAAGUCUCAAAAGUCCUGAAUGGGAGGCGUUAAGAGGAUGGCAUGGAGGUGUGUUUGGGCGGUUGCAUGAUGUAUUGGACAGAUAUGCACACACAGACAGAGGACGUGAGGUGCAACUUUGA